This is a messenger RNA of Hyaloscypha bicolor E, 1194 nucleotides long. RefSeq lists its product as uncharacterized. The coding region runs from base 1 to 1194 and encodes 397 amino acids. The transcript is spliced from 2 exons. Gene Ontology annotation, cellular component: nucleus. Lineage: Eukaryota; Fungi; Ascomycota; Leotiomycetes; Helotiales; Hyaloscyphaceae. The record is from RefSeq and is a predicted model, not a curated record. Gene Ontology annotation, molecular function: RNA polymerase II cis-regulatory region sequence-specific DNA binding; DNA-binding transcription factor activity, RNA polymerase II-specific. Gene Ontology annotation, biological process: regulation of transcription by RNA polymerase II.
AUGACUAUGACCAUCGACAAUCAACAACGCUUCGGCGGCAUGAACUUCGACCACAUGCCUUACUCCAACUCCCCUCAGUUUACCAACCCAUGGACUUCAGCUCCCGCUCAAGGCCACACCCUUUAUGCUUCCUCUCACAACCACCUCAAUCCCAAUCUGGGACUCGAUGGCCUUGCAAAGCAGCAACACGCCCGGAUGAACAGCAAUGUGUCCCUGGGAUCUUAUGCUAGUGUACCCAUCACCACGGCAUCAGCAGGUAGCCCUCUCUUAGCGGAUGUCUAUGGUUCGCAGGAUUUACUCACCAUGCCCCAAGAUUUGUUGAGUCCAAACCGUUCUGUAUCAACUGGAUAUGGGAAUGAAACUGGAUACGCAAAUGCUACUUCGCCGGUGCACAAUGCCUAUGCGCCUACAUCAACCCCUUACGACUCAAUGGGCUACGCCCCAGCACCUGUACGAUCUACAUACGCCCUCCAGCAGCAAGAUAACUCGAGACGAUUAUCACAACCGUCAGUGCCCUCAACUUCCUUCCUCGACCUGUCGGAAGACGCGCAGCGCCUCCAACGCCAGAACUCCCUUAUUGACUUCAGUGACAGAGGCCUACAAAACGAGUCGACUCGAAGCUUCGGCGAGGCGAUUGAUGCCAGCCGAGGGAUGAUCGCCAUGAGCCAAAACGCCACUCCACGCAACAUCUAUGGACCCCAAGGUCGUGGCGGAAGAGGAUCGGGCGAUUCAUACGGCUUCCCCACGACAACCCAUUCAACCAGCUCAUCAAUAUCAUCAACGAGCAACUACCCGUCUUACUUUGGCGGCUCUGUUGACUCCUCCGUGAGCGAUUACUCGAAUGCGGGGUCAGACAUUGAGUCGGUCUCGUCGCGGACACUCCCGAGACCCUCAGGUCUGCUCAAUGGUGGUAUCCCUCCUGCGCCACAAUCGAUGAUGGGCCAGUUUAGUUCCAAAGUGUCAUCCAGCACACAAAAGAAGCACAAGUGCAAAGUCUGCGACAAGCGAUUUACGCGACCCAGUUCGUUGCAAACACAUAUGUACAGUCAUACGGGAGAGAAGCCAUUUUCAUGUGAAGUUGAAGGCUGCGGGCGACACUUUUCCGUUGUCUCGAACCUGCGCAGACAUCGCAAAGUCCACAAGGGUGAAGCCCGCUCGGAGGCUGGAUCUGAAGACCAUCAAUCGGAUGAUUAG